Molecule: messenger RNA, 1446 nt
Organism: Juglans regia (Persian walnut)
Lineage: Eukaryota; Viridiplantae; Streptophyta; Magnoliopsida; Fagales; Juglandaceae
Product: beta-amyrin 28-monooxygenase-like
Exons: 3
Coding region: 1-1446 (481 amino acids)
Biological process (GO): sterol metabolic process
Molecular function (GO): monooxygenase activity; oxidoreductase activity, acting on paired donors, with incorporation or reduction of molecular oxygen; heme binding
Source: RefSeq, a predicted model, not a curated record
AUGGAUAUCUUCGUCUCAUAUCUACUUCAGAUUGUUGUCCUGUGCAUCUCUCUUCUUCUCAUCUUCAGAAUCUACCGAAAGAAACCCACCUCCCCCAGGCUUCCACCGGGCAGCAAAGGAUGGCCUUUCGUGGGUGAAACUUUGGAAUUCGGCAGGGCCUGCAUAAGUGGUGAUCCAGAGAAGUUCAUAACUGAUAGAAUGAGCAAAUACUCCCCAGAUGUCUUCCAUUCCUCCUUGUUUGGAGAAGACUUUGCUGUGUUCUGCGGUGCUUCUGGGAACAAGUUCUUGUUUUCAACUGCGAACGAGAGUGUCAACACAUGGUGGCCCCGCUCGCUGCUUGAAAGUCUGAAUUUUCCUUUCGAUGUGGAAGGUUUCAAGGACGAGCUCGACGAAUUGCGAGCAAUGCUCCCUGAAUUUCUGAAACCAGCGGCUCUGCAACGCUACGUACCUGUAAUGGAUUCCAUGGCAAAAGAACACAUGGAGAUAGAAUGGUCUCCUUAUAAAGAAGUGAAGGCUCUCCCACUGGCAAGGAAGUACACCUUUGCAAUUGCAUGUAGGCUUUUAAUAAACGUAACAGAUACAGAGCGUGUAAACAGAUUUACGAAUCUCUUGAAUCUUGUCGGAGCUGGCCUCAUAUCAGCUCCGAUCAAACUUCCAUUCACAGCUUUUAGUCGUGCAGUUAAAGCAGGCAAACUCUUCCACGAGGAGCUCUUCGCCAUCAUUAGACAGAGAAAGAUGGAGUUCUUAGAGAAGAAAGGGCAAGAAAAUGUACUGGACGUGUUGACUCGCAUGCUCCUUAUUAUAGAAGAGAAUGGCAGAGAAAUUAGCGAGAAGGCGGUCGCAGCUAGCAUUACUGGUUUAUUCAUUGGCAGCUACGAUACAACAAGUUCGACAAUUACAUCCACUUUGAGGUAUCUUGCAGAGUCACCCCAUGCCUACAACGAGGUUUUAAAAGAACAAAUGGAGAUAGCAAAGUCCAAAGGUCCAGGCGAGUUCUUGAAUUGGGAUGACAUUCAAAAGAUGAGGUAUUCUUGGAAUGUGGCAUGUGAAGCAAUGAGGCUAGCACCACCUGGCCAAGGAGCUUUCAGAGAGGUCACAUCUGAACUCACUUAUGCAGGUUCCACAGUUCCAAAAGGAUGGAAGGCUUACUGGACAGUAGCUUCAACACACAAGAACCCCAAGUAUUUUCCUGAUCCAGAAAAGUUCGAUCCGUCAAGAUUUGAAGGGCAUGGGCCAACACCAUAUACUUUUGUACCAUUUGGAGGAGGACCUCGAAUGUGCCCUGGGAAGGAAUAUGCACGAUUAGAGAUACUCUCUUUCAUUUAUAAUCUGGUGACCAAAUUCAAAUGGGAGAAACUAAAUCCCAACGAAAAGAUUAUAUUCAGUCCAGCUCCUACUCCAGUCAAUGGUCUUCCGCUUCGCCUUAAUCCUCUUAAGAAUAAUUAA